Seriola aureovittata is the source of this 4981-nucleotide messenger RNA. It is a transcript of the gene adob, whose product is annotated as 2-aminoethanethiol (cysteamine) dioxygenase b. The record is from RefSeq and is a predicted model, not a curated record. Gene Ontology annotation, molecular function: oxidoreductase activity, acting on single donors with incorporation of molecular oxygen, incorporation of two atoms of oxygen. The transcript has a single exon. The coding region runs from base 1120 to 1902 and encodes 260 amino acids. Gene Ontology annotation, cellular component: mitochondrion. Lineage: Eukaryota; Metazoa; Chordata; Actinopteri; Carangiformes; Carangidae.
UUUGACAGUUAAUCAAAAAUGGUGAAGUGCAGUCGAGAAGACUGACCGACUGAGCUCCUGACUGAAACUCUCCUCUUCACCUUCACUUCGUCAUUUAGCGGUUGUGUCGUUUUUCUACGCGCGAGCCUUCACGUGUUCAUUAGCAAAAAAAAAAAAGAAAAAAAAGAAAAGCACACAAACGAAUGAAUGAGCACGUGAGGGAGCAGAAAACAGACCGCUAAGUGCGGCCAAUGAACGCGGUGUUAGGCUGACCGAAGACAGGCAAAAAGAGAGGAGGUUCCACUCUGUCCUCAUCUCGUGCGUCCACAAUGUUAUAAAAACACCAAGAUAACUCCACUUCAGAUACUUGAUGUAUGCAAUUUGUUUUUAAUAAAAUAAAAUUUAAAAUAUAGAUUUUUUCAUUUUUAGAUACUCAUAUAUUAUUCUGUUACACCGUGUAUUUGAAUAUAUUAUAAUAAAUCCCUGGGCACCAGCAUGUUAAAGGGCCCCCAUGAGCUAGACUAUUUUUUGUUAUUUUGUGUGGUUGUUUUUAGUUUAUUUUUAGUCAUUUUGCAUCCGUUUUUUGUUGUUGUUUUGAGUCUAUUUAUAGUCGUUUUUCAUCUCUUUUUUACUCAUUGUGUCUCUUUGUUAUCAUUUUACAUUUGUUGUCACUUGUUCUGUUUUUGUGUGUGUUUGUUGAUUUUAUGUCUCUUCGCAGAUGUUUUGUGUCUGUGGAGUCUUAUGUGUGUCGUUUUGGUUUUACAUCUCUUUGUUGUCGUUUUAUUGACAUUACAACAAGAAAUAUAAACAGUAAUUUCACACAGAUGCUCUUUGACCCCUUGGGGCGCCUGGUCCUGCCCGCUCCAUUAAACAAGGAAGAUUUACACUUCAUCUCAUGAGCUAAGAAUAAAAUAGACCAUGAUAAAUUUCCUGGAAACAACCCAGUUUGUUUGUUUGUUUGUUUAUAUUCGUACACAUCUCUUGUGCACUCAGACUCAAUGAGAUGAUUGUACAAAAUCCGACGGGGAAGAAUGCCUGCGGAGUGAGUCAUCAUUCUCACAGACGAUCUUUGGCGCUAGCGAACGAGCUACCGCUAACGAGCAACAAGCGGAGACCGGGCAGCGCGUUCCUCGCUUCGGUAUGAUGCCCGAUGACAGCGACAUGACCUCCAUCGUCCAGAGAAUAGCUCGGCAGGCUCUCGUCACCUUCAGGAGCCCGCCCCGGGUCGGUGAGGACGCGGGUAAAUCUUUCCUGGAGAACCAGAGCAAACUGAAGAGCCUGAUGACGGAAGUACGAGCCGCGGACCUGAAGCUCGUCCCGCGGAGAGCCGACGACAGCUCGCCCGGCGGCGUGCUCCCUGCGGUCCCGUACCACCACGGCGCGCCCCCGGUCACCUACAUGCACAUCUGCGAGACGGACCAGUUCAGCAUGGGGGUGUUUCUGCUGAAAAGCGGCGCCUCCAUCCCGCUGCACGACCACCCGGGGAUGCACGGCGUGCUCAAAGUCAUGUACGGCAAGGUCAGGAUCAGCUGCUUCGACCGGCUGGAGCGGCCGGCCGGCGGCACGCAGGCGGCGCCUCCGCUCCCCGCGGCCCAGCUGGGCGCUCUGCGGCGCUCCGUGCUCCGCUCCACCGGGGAGUACACGGAGGAGAGCGGCCCGUGCGUGCUCUCGCCCGACCGGGACAACCUCCACCAGAUCGACGCCGUGGACGGACCGACGGCGUUCAUGGACAUUUUGGCCCCGCCGUACGACCCGGACGACGGCAGAGACUGUCACUACUACAGGGUCCUGACAGACGCGGAGGGGAAAGACCCGGAGCACAAGGAGCAGAAGGAAAAGGAGGUCUGGCUCAUGGAGAUCUCACAACCUCCGGAUUUCUGGUGCGGAGGGGAGCCGUACCCGGGCCCGGAGGUCUCCCUCUGAUCCACCUGACUGACCUGCAUUCGCAAAAUGUCUUGUUUUCCCGGGCAGGUGUGAGGUUUAUUGCCCCUGUAGUGGCACGAGGGUUGGACACGGUUUGGUCUCUAAAUCUUAGAAAUUAAAGGGUCAACUCUGGGCUUUAUUCAUGACCGGGAAUGUAACUUUGCAGAACAGGUGUACAGCACAGCGCCAGGUGACGUCACUGUCAGGUGUUGUUAAGGUGAAACACAAUAACUCAAGUUUCCAUUUCAGUUGGGCAAAAAAUGGGAGCCCCAGGCAACAUUUAACAUCCUGUUUGUCCUGUGAUCCCUCUGUUUCUAUAGUCAGGACUUUCCCCUCAUCACCCUGCUGAGCUCUGACAGCUUCUCUGUUAUAGAGACACUAAGUGAGAACUUUCACAUAUUUGUGUCUGACUCCCAGAAAGAGACUUAAAUCACAUUUUCAUGAUGUAUUUGGUCCUUAAACUUUAAUUUUCUCAUGUCGGCGCUGUUGUCUUAUCUCAUAUGUCGCUGGUGAGGGCAGCGAUUUCUAAAAUACCCCCAGACCAUGUGGGAGAAGUUUGUCGUCCAAUCAGGAGCAGGAGUCAUCCACCAGCUCACAGGGUCAAAAUCUGAAAAUCACCAAAAUUGGAGAUCGGAGUGACGUGAGCAGGAGGCUAAAAUAAGACCCUGAAAGGUAUUUUUUGCAGGAGUAAUGCCAAGAAAUGACAAAUUGAUGAUGUGCAGGGGGCUAGUGCUGCGUUCGAGAGAAGUCGGGAAGUCUGAAUUUGCUGCUUUGCAUCUUGUUCGAAGUCAUUGCCUCAAGUUUUGGAAAUUUGUGCAAGAUUUCUGAACCUCAACAGCAUCACACAGUAAAACUUUAACUCUUAAUGCACUAAUUUUCAGCUUUUGAUAUCGCAUGACCUUCGGUCUGAGGGAGGGAGUUGCUGCUGGGAAAUAGCUCAUGGUAUUUAUUUAAAAUGUGUACCUAUACUAACAGUUGCCUUCAAAGUUAUCGGACAUAUCAGCUAUUGCACGAGGUCUGCACUGCAUGAAAACACUGACACACACAGUCUGGAGUUAUAAUCCUGCAGACUCCUGACUGCACCUUGAAUGCAGCAUUAGAACCAAAUCUGUCCUUUAAGCUGAGUUGACCCGAGCUAAGUUGCCUCUGUGGAAGUUGCCCGGGGAGGAGGGGGAGGAGGGGGACUGUGUCCAUGUGUUUUAAUCGUCUUCCUGCUUCAGGCUUUUGUGGCGUUUGUUUGUCGGAUGCAGAAACUGUGUGAAUCUUCAGGUCUCUUUUGAAGACUGAGAAAUAUCUACAAACUGCAGGUUUUUCCCGGCGCCGUGACGACGACUCUUCAAACUGUAGACGAGCUUCUUCUUGUCUGAGAAAAGUCUGAUCCUCAGGAUUGUGUUUGUGGUUUCAAUCGCUGACUGAUUGUUUGAAACGUGCACUACAUUCAGCUUCUUAGCACAAACUUUGACCCUUGUCCUUUCACUCUUCGGCGCGGCUGCAGUCAGUCUUCAUGAAGAUGUUUCUGGGGGAAUUUGAGGGUUGGCUUUCUAAUAAAGUUUAUAUAGUGAACAUUGUGAUUCUUUGCAGCUCAGACUGAAGCUGCUGAACAAAUACUUACAAACAAAGCAGCAUCGUGCUUCAUGUUGGAGGUUUCUUAUAUGCACUACUGACAAAUGAUGCGUAAUCUGCAACUAGCAUGAAAGUAAAGCAUUUAUAUUAGUGUGGCUGAACUGAAAUCCUUUCAGACACUUUGAAUUCAGAAAUUAAGGGGGAAAAAAAACUUAAAAUUUUCCAUGAGAGCAGUGAAUAAGACUAAAUGUUCUGUCUGUCGUAUCACUGUGGGGAUGUGGACUGAGCAGGUCUAAAUCAGGCCCGAGUCCAGAGUCAGUAGCUGUGUCCAUGUGUUUCUGCCUGUAAUGAAGAGUUUCUGUUUGUUCAUAUAAAAUGUGCUGUUUAUUUUUGCCUAAAUGCGCCUGAUUCUUUCGUGACGAUGAGCUGCUGUUAAAAUUACAAAAAGAGAAAAGGUUCAGGGAAGCAGCUUCACCUCUUUGACGUGAUGUGUUUGAAUCGAGCUGCUGCUCUGAACCUUUCUUUGUAUGUCAAUAAAACUUUUCAUUUUCCAAUCACUGCUCCAGCAUCUGCAGAUUGUAGUUUAUCUGAAGCACAGUGACGCCUUUAAACCCAAAUCUGAAUCUGUGUAUUUGCAGAUUUUAAAACGCGUCUCAGUUUCAUACGGACGCGUCAGAAACCCUCAGGGCCUCUGUUUAUCUUAUGUAAUUGUUUUAUAUUUGGAUCAUGUUUCCCUGCUCCUCCAUGUUCACACUGAAACACUGCAUCUGUUUCACAUCAGAAGCCCAUCAGCGGCUCAGAGGGACUGAUGAUGAUCCGCCUUUCGAUGACGUUUGGCUUUUAUUGUGAAACAUCUGCAGGAAGUAAUUAGUUUCAUUGGCUUUAGCUUGACCUCAAAAAAAAUAGUUAAUCAAGGAGCGACUCAAAACAUUGAUUCUGUCCAGUUUCUGAAGACAUCUCAAGCUAAUGAACGCAACACAGAAGUUAGCAUUAGCGUUAGCAUGGUAGCCAGUAGUUUCAGUCCAGCAGGCAGUGGUUGGCGGCAUCGUGACCCGUUAAAAACUAAGAAGGAAACAACAGAGUGAGACGGUGAUGGUGGUCGGCCAAGUUCAGAGAAAAGAAAACCAUCAGCUACCUUCACAGUCACACUGAGCCUGGGGAAAUCCACAGGAACAUUAUUCUCUAAAAAUAUAAUUGAAUUCACUUUCAGCGGAACUAAGACGCCCAAACCUGAGAAAACAGCUGCUGCAACUGUCAGAGUAAAUAUACUGGAGGAGGGGACAAUAUUUACCUCUCAAAUGUGGGGAAGUGGAAGUAUAAAGUACCAUAAAAUGGAAAUACUCAAGUACUUUUAAAUUAUACUAAAGUACAGUACUUAGAGUAAAUGUACUUAAUUACUUUCCACCACUGCUAAUACGAUUACCGAGCCUUCGGUACAUAGAUUUUAAUAUUGUUCAAUUACCCGACACACAGAGACUUAACAUGAAAUAAUAAACUUUAUAUUGAUGUCAAAACA